UCUUCCGGUACAUAUUUACUUGCCGGAGAUGGAAGUUUCGUGAUAGACGUGAGAAGGGCUGAGCCAGUAGUGGUCGCCUCGUCUUUUGGCGAUACAUUUGGUGGGUUCCCUUCAUGUCAAUGUGUUGUACGUGUGAUCAUCUUUACUAGAGCUUAAGUUUGAGUCUUGUGGUGUCAUAGUGGUGCCGAUGUAUUGCUCCCAAGCAAUAUUCGGUGACGCCGCUUUGGUCGUGAACGCCAGAAAGUGUCCAAUCGGAGCUGGUGUGAAGCUGGUGCGAGCCUCUCAUCUGCCUAGGUUGAAGAAGCGAUCUCUUGGGUCAGUGUCAGAUUGGGACGGCAUCAGGAGCAUCCAGCGCAUGUCGGCACCUACCACGAUGGGGAGUUGUGAUCGUCCCAGAAACUGUCUACUUGGAGUGACGCUCCGACAUUUCACAGCCGAGGAUAUGAAACUUAGUCUAAAGUGGUUUGGAGACGAUGAGGUGACCGUGACAACCCCAAAUGACUCUUUCCAGUCGGAAGGAGAAGCCCAACGGUACUUCGCAACCAACAUUGCGGGACACCCCUGGUACCGUCUGAUUUGUGUCGACGGAGAACCGGCAGGCGCAAUAUAUCUGACUCUUAAUAAAGGGGCCCACCGCGUCCGUGGAGAUGUCAGCUACAUUCUUGCCAAGGAGUAUUGGGGCAAGGGCGUCAUGACCGAGGCAAAUGCGCUUGCUGUGAAGGCCGGGUUUACAGAAUUUGGGCUCCACCGUAUCCAGGCCUACACGCUGCCGACCAACAUUGGAUCGCAACGGGUUCUGGAGAAGUGUGGGUUUCAACGAGAAGGUUUGCUGCGCAAUUUUGUCAGGUUGAGAGGCAAGCUCAGCGAUGUAUUCGUCUUUGCAAUCUGCAGGGAUGACCAGAAUGUCGACGAAUCGGGGCAGUAGCAAACCAGUAAAACGAAAUUAGCUCAAUACCCUUGCUGAGACACUUCUGCACAGCUGGAUACAUGGUAUUGAAAUCUAAUUUGAACUGACUCAGUCAUCCUCCAUCCAUUUAUUUAUGGUAUGCUCACUUGAUGAGUGAUUUUCACACUUGCA
This is a messenger RNA of Physcomitrium patens, 1078 nucleotides long. RefSeq lists its product as uncharacterized. The record is from RefSeq and is a predicted model, not a curated record. Lineage: Eukaryota; Viridiplantae; Streptophyta; Bryopsida; Funariales; Funariaceae. Gene Ontology annotation, molecular function: acyltransferase activity, transferring groups other than amino-acyl groups.